Gasterosteus aculeatus aculeatus (three-spined stickleback) is the source of this 6535-nucleotide messenger RNA. The record is from RefSeq and is a predicted model, not a curated record. Lineage: Eukaryota; Metazoa; Chordata; Actinopteri; Perciformes; Gasterosteidae.
UCACAGUGACGGAGUGUCGUCGUCGGAGCGCGGUCUGCUCUUCUCUCCCCAUCAGACUCCUUCCAUCCCUCCGUGCCGGAGGAGCGAGGAGGAACCUCUCACUUCUGGCUUAUUUUUCUCCCCCCGCCUGCGCCGCCAUGUCGUCUCUCUCUCUGUCCGCGGACAGGCGGAUAAUACCGGCCGGCGCGAUGGUCGUCCUGCUGCAUGUGGUUACCGUUUACUCCCUGAGCGUCCUGCGCGGAGCGUCCGCCGCCGCGCACCACAGCUGCAGCGGCCCUCUGGUGUCCACGCUGCCCCAGUCGUCCUUCCAGAGCUCCUCCCAGUCCUCAGCCAGCUACGCCGCUCACAACGGGAAGCUCAACAGGAGAGACGGAGCCGGAGGCUGGUCCCCCGUCGUGACCGAACAGGAGCCGUGGCUCCAGGUGGACCUCCGGGAGCGGAUGGAGGUGACGGCCGUGGCCACGCAGGGGCGCUUCGACAGCUGGGACUGGGUCAGCAGCUACCUCCUCCUCUACAGCGACACGGGCCGAGCCUGGAAGCAGUACAGGCACGAGGACGGCGUCGGGAGCUUCGCGGGGAACGUCAACUCGGAGGCCGUGGUCCAGAACAAGCUGUCCCACUCGGUCCGCACGCGUUUCCUGCGCUUCGUCCCCCUGGACUGGAACCCCAGCGGCUGGAUGGGCCUGCGGGUGGAGGCGUACGGCUGCUCCUACAAGUCGUACGUGGCCGACUUCGACGGCAGAAGCUCCCUGCUGUACCGGUUCAACCAGAAGUCCAUGUCCACGGUGAAGGACGUGGUCUCCCUGCGCUUCAAGAGCCACCAGGCCGAGGGCGUCCUGCUGCACGGGGAGGGGCAGCGGGGGGACUACAUGACGCUGGAGCUCCACCGCGGACGACUGGACCUCUACCUCAACCUAGACGACAGCGGGCCGCGGCUCGGCGGCGGCCGCGUGGCCGUCAGCGUGGGCAGCCUGCUGGACGACCAGCAGUGGCACGCGGUCCACGUGGAGCGCUUCAACAAACAGGUCAACCUGACGGUGGACUCCCACACGCAGCACUUCCACGCCAAGGGGGAGGGGCACUCGCUGGAGGUGGACUACGAGGUGAGUGAUGAGGUGGUAAUUAGCCCGCGAGUACCUCGGUGCUUUCAAAAGGAUUUCGGGAACUUGGCUGCGGGGAUUUUCUUCCUCUCGGCCACAGAAGCAUUAGCGAGUCCAGCGGUGAUGCUGGGCGUGGUGGUGGUGAUGACUUCUGGCUCCCGGUUACAUUUAAUUAGCUUGAGUUGGAUUUCGCUCACGAUCCUUCAUUUAAAACCAUCUGUUCCCGUUUCUUGCGCACAGCAACACGUCUCACGGGGCGUCCCGCGAGACAAACUCGGGGGGCGGGGGGUGUCUCUGCGUCUCCGUGGUGUGAAUCCGUGUCCUUGGGUUUUUCCCGUCCUCCAGGGCAACGUGACCUUCUCCUGCUCGCCGCCCCAGCUGGUGGCCUGCACCUUCCUGAGCGCCGCCGGCAGCUUCCUGUCGCUCCCGUCAGCGCCGUCCCCCGCCGGGGACUUCUCCGCCCGCCUGCAGUUCAGGACGUGGAACCCGGACGGGCUGCUGCUCUCCGCGUGGCUGAACCCGGAGCGCCGCGGCCUGGAGCUGCGGAUCAACGGCAGCCGGCUGCAGCUGACCCUCCGCGGCGCCCGGCCGGCCAAGUCGGAGGCCGUCGCUGGUCAGCGGGUCGACGACGGCCUCUGGCACUCGGUGAGCGUCAGCGCCAGCAACCAGCAGAUGACCCUGACCGUGGACGGCGAGCCGCCCGCCGCCAUCCAACUGUGGGAGCAGCUGGAGGCCGAAGGCGACGUCAACUUGGGAGGAUGUCCCACCGAGGACUGUCAGCACCUGACUCCGGACUUCCAGGGGUGCGUGCGGCUCAUAGUCAUCAACGGCCACCCGAUGGAUCUCAAUCGCGUUCAGCAGGGGCUGCUGGGAAACUAUAACGAGCUUCAGUUCGACACUUGCAACAUAAGAGACAGGUGCCUCCCCAGCCUGUGUGAGCACGGCGGCCGCUGCUCUCAGACCUGGAGCUCGUUCUCCUGCGACUGUUGGGGGACGGGAUAUUCGGGAGCCCCCUGCCACACCUCCAUCUACGAGUCUUCUUGCGAGGCGUACAGGCUGAUUGGCAGCUCCUCGGGCUUCUACUCCAUUGAUCCGGAUGGGAGCGGCCCCCUGGGGCCCACGCAGGUAUACUGCAACAUGACAGAGGAGAAGGUGUGGACGGUGCUGGCGCACAACGGCACGGCUGCGGUGGCGGUGCAGGGCUCCUCGCUCCAGCGGCCCCACGUCACCAGGUUCGACUACGGCGCCUCGGCCGAGCAGCUGCGGGCGGUGGUGACGGGUUCGGAGCAUUGCCAACAGGAAGUGGUUUACAACUGCAAGAAGUCCCGCCUCUUUAAUACAAAAGACGGCAGUCCGCUGACUUGGUGGCUGGACCGGGACGGAGAGAAGCGGAGCUACUGGGUGGGCCUCCUGCCUGGGGUCCAGCAGUGCUCCUGCAGUCUGAAGGAGAACUGCGUGCACAGGAACUACUUCUGCAACUGUGACGCCGACGGCGACGCAUGGGCCAAUGACACGGGGGUCCUCUCCUACAAAGACCACCUGCCAGUGAGCCAGAUAGUGAUCGGAGACACCAACCGGACGGGCUCGCAGGCCGUCCACCGCGUCGGCCCGCUGCGUUGCUAUGGAGACAAGUCCCUGUGGAACACCGUGUCUUUCUACCAGGAGGCGUCCUACCUGUACUUCCCCACCCUGCAGGCCGAGCUGGCCUCGGAUAUCUCCUUCUACUUCAAGACCAGCGCUCCUUCAGGAGUGUUUCUGGAGAACCAGGGUCUCAGGGACUUCAUCAGAGUGGAGCUCGCCGCUCCCUCGGUGGUGACGUUCUCCUUUGACGUGGGAAACGGUCCAGCGGUCCUGACCGUGAACUCCCACCUGCCCCUGAAUGACAGGCAGUGGCACUACGUGAGGGCAGAGCGCAACGUGAAGGAGGCCUCCCUGCAGGUGGACCAGCUCCCCCUCCGCUUCCUGCAGGCUCCGGCUGACGGACACCUCCGCCUGCGGCUCAGCAGCCAGCUGUUUGUGGGAGGAACGGCGUCCCAGCAGAGGGGCUUCCUGGGCUGCAUCAGGACGUUGACCGUCAACGGGGCCGGCUUCGACCUGGAGGAGAGGGCCAAGAUGGCGCCGGGCGUGACCUCCGGCUGCCCCGGCUACUGCAGCGGCUCCACCAGCCUCUGCCACAACCGAGGGAGGUGCAUCGAGAAGAGCAACGGCUACGUGUGCGACUGCUCCCAGUCGGCCUACGGGGGGACCACCUGUAACCAAGAGGUGUCGGUGUCCUUCGACAUGGAGUCCUCGGUGACCUACACCUUCCAGGAGCCCUUCUCGGUGAUGCAGAACAGACGCUCGCAGGCCUCCAGCGUUUCUGCAGAAAGCAGCAGCAGGGCCAGAGAGGACGCCGCCUUCAGCUUCGUCACCUCCCAGAGGCCGGCCAUGCUGCUCACCGUCAGCACCUUCAGCCAGCAAUACAUCGCUGUCAUCCUGGCCAGGAACGGGAGCCUGCAGAUCUGGUAUCACCUUCAGACCGACGGGAGUCCAGACGUGUUCAGCCCGGUCCUCGCCAACCUGGCGGACGGACGACUCCAUCGGAUCCGAAUCCACCGAGUGGGAAAGAACCUCUACGUGCAGAUCGACCAGGACAUCCACAGGAAGUACACACUGUCAUCUGAUGCAGAGCUGAUCCUAAUCAGGUCCCUGACAUUGGGCAAAGUCGCCAAGACGGAGAACCUGGCGGAGGAAGUGACGCAGGCGGCUUCCAGAGGCUUCAUUGGCUGCCUCUCCUCGGUGCAGUUCAACCACGUCGCGCCGCUCAAGGCGGCGUUGACCAACCGCGGCAGCUCGCUGGUCUCCAUCCGCGGCCCGCUGGUGCAGUCCAACUGCGGCGCGCUGGCGGAGUCCACCUCGCGCACGCUGCAAGAUGAAACUGUACCAGCCAACAAGGAGAAGGAGCAGCGCGCCAGCAGCGCCCAGAAGGAUUUGGCCGUGAUAGCAGGUGUGGUCACAGCGGUGGUCUUCAUCGCCGCGUGCGCCCUGGCUGUGGUAACCCGCCUGCUCUACCAGCAGCGGCGGGCGCAGAGGAGCGGCGGCGCGGCGGUCAAAGAGGAGAGCCGACACGGCAUGUACACGGACUACAGGACAGAGCUGCACCUCCACGGCGCAGCGGGGGACAACAUGAAGGAGUACUACAUCUGACACCCGGAUUAAGGACUAACAGGUGGACGCGCCGCUGCAGGAGUCCCUCUCUUUCUCUUUCUGUUUUUUACAACAACAACAAAAAAAACAUCCACGUGCCCCCGAAAGUCCCCCCCCCCCCUCCCCAACCCCCCCCCUACCCCCAACAACAACAAAAAGCCUGCAGCCGGUGGCGCCGCGGCCGAAGCUCUGCAGCGGUCGGUGUGCUUGAUGUCGGUGAAGCUGCCGGAACACAGCUGCUGUGUAGUCGCAAACAUGUGUGAAGCAAAAAGGUGGAUGUCCCGCGGUGGGGGGUGUUGGGGGGGGGCGGAGAGGGACGCCCCGGGAAACGCUGCUGUCCGUCCUGAAAGCGCACAACUCGGCACAUUUGGUUAGAAUGGGCUGAGACGGACCCGCCCAAGCUUUCUGUGCGAGGAGGCGCAGGCCUGUAAGAUACGCGCGCAUCUGCUGCCGUCUUUGUUUUUUUUCCCCACUGGUGGUGAAACGUUCCAGCAGAAGAAACAGGGACAACACUGCCUAUACUGUAUGAGUGCCUAAUUUGCAUACAAGCUUUCAUUUUGGACAUUUUGCGAGUGAUCUGUGUGAUUUCCAUAGAAGGGAGCUUGUUGUCGUUGUGCAGAAUAAAAAGGAGGUUUUAGUUUCCUGCCACUUGACCACCAAUAAAGGAUAACAGGCGGAUUGUUAGGGUUAUUAUUCACAAUUGUGUAAUCUUCAGCCAACUGGAUGCGAACCAGAAUGUAAAUCAACACGUGUUCCAGGUUUUCAAAUCUUGCCCCCCCCCCAAAAAAGGCAUUGCACACCAUUCAUGUGCAUUGUUUUGACAGCAGAUGUUCGUUUGCUUUUAUUUAACUGCACAAUCUGCUGUUGUAUUACUUUUAAAGGUGCAACGCGUCAGAUCCGUCCAUCUGCUCCAAGCAACUAGGGGGCAGCACCUCACCUCUUUUACCUUUUUCCAACAGUCUAAAUGUGCAGCCGUCAGAUAUAAUAAUAUACAGAAGCGCCUAUUGAAAUAACUAUUUUUGACCAGUUUAACGUCUCCCUCUCUGCAGCACAAUACGUUAACAUAUUUCACUAUAAAGUCAAAACCGUAAUCUCCUCACACUUUGCUGUCUCUUAUUUUAGUUUAUAAGGUCUUUAGACAGAUAUUACACGUUGCACCUUUUUAAAAGUAUGUAAGAUUCCAAAAGCAGCGUGUACAUGGAAUCAUGAAAGUAGCAAGAAAGAGAUUACUAAAGGAGAAGAUCCAGGUAGCUCCAGGUAGCUCCAGGUGGUUCCAGGUGGUCCCAGGUAGCUCCAGGUAGCUCCAGGUGGUCCCAGGUGGUUCCCAGAUCGUGACCUUCCCCACUACACUUGGUCACUCUACCUGAGUUUGUACCGCUUGUCUCGGGCUCGGCGAUACAAGCCAAACUUAAACGGUGCACCAAACCGAAACAAAAGUACCGACGCAAAGGUUUUGUGUUUUUAGAGCUUUUUGCAAAAUAAAAAGGGCCACCAGGCAUAAUUUGUUUUAUUUAUUAUCUGGAUUACAGGGAUACGUAUGUUUUGUAUACGGAGUAGUGCUCCGGUGAGCCUGUAAUGCGAUUAAACACCAGAACAAAAAGUGAUUCUUAUUCUGGAAAUGCUACGUCUCACCUGCAGCUCGUGUUGGGGGACGACAUCUCGCUAGCUUAAGCUGCUCCAAAGCAGGUCAGCCGUCCUUGUCUUUGUCGGUUGUAGUUUGAACGAGCUCAACAAAAGGCUUGAGCCGGCUUUGGGUAUCACUGUCAUGAAUGAAUGAAGUCAUUACAAUUCAACCACCUGGGAUUAUAAAUGUCUGUACAAAAAUUCAAGGGAAGCGAUUCACAAUAGUGAAGAUAUAUUUUAGGCUGGUUUUCCCAUUUCUGGACCAAUGCACCGAUGGACUGAUGGAUGAGAAAGCGAUGAACAUUACCGCCCUCUCUGACGCCCCACAGCCUCCGUCUGGCUGAAGAUCCCCAGACAGGAAGUGAUGCGAGGUAGCGGCAUGAUCCAAAGAUCGUCGGGGUCCCAUCUGUGCAUGUCCUUGUUAUUUAAGUAUGUCUCAAGCUGUGGUAGUGUGCAGACCCCCCGUUAUCAGUGAAUGAGAACAUGCCUCUUAGAGUGUUUUGGUUAUAUUGCAAUGGGUUAUAUCACGUGGUUACUCAUUCUUAAUGAUUUGUAUAGCUGCAGUUUUAUUAAGGAUCUAUUGUAUAGAUGUAUAAUUUAAUAAUAAAAGUGAAUAUAUUGAUUCA